CUAAGCCAGUGCACAUCUACCCCCACCCCCAUCCACAUCCAUCCUGACUCACUAUUUUCUUCUCCGACCUUUUGAUCGCAUCACUUAGACAACCCCUUCCAAACAGCAUCCUAAAAGCAAGAAAAAUGGGCUCCGACCCCAAACCCAAGGUCCUCCUACUGGGCGAAAUCGUCCACGCCCACGAAACAUGGUUCUCCCUCUCCGCGAUCGCAGACCUCAUCCGCCCAAAAGCCACCAACCGCACGGAAUUCCUCGAGGAAUGCCGUUCAGGGAACUUCGACGGCGUCGUGGCCGCCUACCGCACCUUCGAUUCGGCCAAGAUCACCGGUCUCGUGGAUGAAGAGUUAGUCAACGCGCUGCCCAGCUCACUGAUAUACCUCGCCCAUUGCGGAGCCGGCUACGACCAAGUCGACACGCACGCCUGCAGCGCCCGCAGCCCCGCGAUCCGCAUCUCCAACGUGCCUACGGCCGUCGAUGACGCCACGGCAGACGUAAACAUGUUCCUGAUCAUCGGGGCAUUGCGAAACUUCAACGCGGGGAUGCACGCCCUCCGGGAAGGCAAAUGGCGGGGCCAGCCGGCGCCGCGUCUGGGACAUGAUCCGCAAGGCAAGGUGCUCGGGAUCCUGGGUAUGGGGGGCAUUGGCCGCAACCUGAAGAAGAAGGCGGAGGCGUUUGGGAUGAAGGUCGUUUAUCAUAAUCGGCGGAAGCUGAGUGAGGAGUUGGCGGAUGGCGCGACGUAUGUCUCGUUUGACGAGUUGUUGGGGAAGAGUGAUGUGAUCAGUCUGAAUUUGCCGUUGAAUAAACAUACCCGGCAUAUCAUCAGCACGGCGGAAUUUGAGAAGAUGAAGGAUGGAGUGGUCGUGGUGAACACUGCUCGAGGUGCGGUUAUGGAUGAGGAGGCGCUGGUGCGGGCGGUCGAGUCCGGGAAGGUCUAUUCGGCGGGCUUGGAUGUCUUUGAGGACGAGCCGACGGUGCAUCCCGGUCUUGUGCAGAACCCGAAUGUGUUGCUGGUGCCGCAUAUGGGGACAUGGACGGUUGAGACGCAAACCGCCAUGGAGGAAUGGGCAGUCGAGAACGUCCGGCUGGCGCUCGAGACGGGCAAGUUGAAGAGCCCGGUCCCGGAGCAGGCGGAUCUGUGAGCUAUGGUCGCUGAUUAUGGUUAUCGAUAGACGGGGGUGUAUAUACGUGGAAAUUAUGCAAUAGAGAAUGGGGCCAUAUCGAGUUCAUG
Molecule: messenger RNA, 1228 nt
Organism: Aspergillus heteromorphus CBS 117.55
Lineage: Eukaryota; Fungi; Ascomycota; Eurotiomycetes; Eurotiales; Aspergillaceae
Product: D-mandelate dehydrogenase-like dehydrogenase
Exons: 5
Coding region: 126-1139 (337 amino acids)
Cellular component (GO): cytosol
Molecular function (GO): hydroxypyruvate reductase [NAD(P)H] activity; NAD binding; glyoxylate reductase (NADPH) activity
Source: RefSeq, a predicted model, not a curated record